Molecule: messenger RNA, 1305 nt
Organism: Cydia amplana
Lineage: Eukaryota; Metazoa; Arthropoda; Insecta; Lepidoptera; Tortricidae
Exons: 3
Coding region: 540-914 (124 amino acids)
Source: RefSeq, a predicted model, not a curated record
ACCAUUACCAUGAGUUGCUAUCGAGAACUUACAUUACGUUACUACAAUCGCUAGCGCCUAAACGCGGUUCGUGUAGAUUUCGAAACAACUGGUACCAUGAGUCAAUUACUCGUUUACUAUACUCGCUAACGUAAGCUCGAUUCAUCGUGUAGUUAACGUUACGAUAGAGAAUUACCUUGGAGUGACGUGCCUAACUUCACAGCAAAGAAAGCUAUCUCUUUUUGACUAUACUGAAACGACAGAGUAGGACGAUAUUGGGCAAAAAGCUAAGUAUCCAAGCAUUCGUUUAAAAAAUAUAAACAUAACCGUGCUAAUUUAAAGCGUCAUGGCACAGUAUUAUUAUGUAAAGUGUCAGUGGGUUCUUGUAUUUGUGUUGGUUACUUUGUCAAUGUGACAGUUCUCUACUUAAGUUUGAGUUGACUGGCUUGACGUCCGUUGGCUGUUGUUGUUUUUGUAAAUUGUGUUUUUGAUUGAAUUGAUUGUGUUCCUGUGAAUAAAAAAGUGCCUAGCGCCGCUAAAGAAGUUUUCACUUUAAAAAAAUGCGUACUAGUACGUCACAAUUUCAACUUCUAGUUGACUACAUGCAAAAGCAUGGUGACCUUAGCAAACCAAAUGAUGGGCCACACGGAAAACAACUUAAUACACGACAGUGGGCCGAGCUCACACAACUUCUGAACGCGGAUGCGACAGGCGUCACUAAAAAUACAGAUAAGUGGAGAAAGGUGUGGAGUGACCUGAAGAACAAUACGAAGAAAAAGGCUGCUCGGAUAUUCAGAGCUGGAGCAGGAACUGGUGGUGGUCCUGCUUGUACAUUAAAGUUAAGUGACCUGGAGCAGAGGGUGCUGGCUAUAACAGGGACACGGGCAGCUACAGGCAUUGUAGAAAUUCCGGAGGUUGGCCUGGAGGUAGGGUAAUGGGUACUUCAUGCUUAAUAACAAUUUCGGCAGGGUGAGCAGCGUGGCGUCGGGCUCACAAGUAAUUUGAGCAGCGUGUACUAAGGCCGCUCCUAUACGCUUGCAUUUGUUUACCUAACAUGCACGCCGCACGCUUCGCCCCGCUGCACGCCCCACUCGAUCGUCCACUCAGGCCUUACACUUAAGGUGACAGUCCAUUUCCAACCGCAGCUGCACUACUGUUCAUUUUACUAUGGAAAUUGACAGUAACAGCAACGCGUUAAGUACCAGUAGUGCAGCGGCGGUCAGAAAUGGAAAUGGAAUGUUACCCUAAGAAUAAAAUAAAGAGUAAGAACUCCCAUACUUAAUCCCCUACACAGAGAAUGCUGUCCUAUGGGAGUUUGUUAUUCUU